GCAAGUAUCAGGCUCUUGCUAAAAAGAAAAAAAAUUAUACAUCAGGGGAAGCAAAGUACGAGGUUGGAAAUGACGGUGCCACCAGCAACUCCCCCUGCCGCCGCCACAGCUGCAGCCGCCUCCGCCGCCCCAAUCAGACGGGUACUCAUCGUCGGAGCGACGGGUUUCAUCGGUCGGUUCGUGGCGGAGGCCAGCCUCGCCGCCGGCCACUCCACCUUCGUGCUCGUACGCGGUGGACCGCUCGCCCCUCCCAAGGCCGCCCUUGUCAAAGCUUUUCAAAAGAAGGGGGCCACUAUUCUUCAUGGAUCGAUUAAAGAGAAGGAAGUGAUGGAGAAGAUAUUGAAAGAGAACGACAUAGAGAUUGUAAUAUCGGCAGUGGGAGGCGAAGCCGUUCUUGAUCAGCUCCCUCUUGUGGAGGCCAUGAAAUCUGUCAAAACUAUUAAGAGAUAUUUGCCGUCGGAGUUCGGGCAUGACGUGGACCGGGCGGAUCCAGUGGAACCGGGGCUCCGGAUGUAUGAAGAGAAGCGGAGGGUGAGGCGAAUGAUAGAGGAGGCAGGGAUCCCUUGCACCUACAUUUGCUGCAAUUCUAUUGCCUCUUGGCCUUAUUAUGACAAUUGUCAUCCUGCCACUCACCCUCCACCGUUGGAUGUUUUGCCCAUCUACGGUGAUGGCACUGUCAAAGGUAUCUCAUUCUGACUUGACUUACGUUUA
Prosopis cineraria is the source of this 711-nucleotide messenger RNA. RefSeq names its product leucoanthocyanidin reductase-like. The transcript has 3 exons. Bases 70 to 696 code for a protein of 208 amino acids. Lineage: Eukaryota; Viridiplantae; Streptophyta; Magnoliopsida; Fabales; Fabaceae. The record is from RefSeq and is a predicted model, not a curated record.